AUGACUCUUCCCUGGAGCGCUGCACCAAAGUCGAUCCCAAAUAGGUUACGUAUGCCCGACAUCCCCAAAUACAACGGGACCACGGAUCCAAACGAGCAUGUGACUUCCUAUACAUGCGCAAUCAAGGGGAACGAUCUGGAAAAAGAUGAGAUUGAGUCGGCAUUACCAAAGAAGUUUGGGGAAACUUUGUCCAAGGGAGAAAUGAUAUGGUAUCACAACUUGCCCCCAAAUUCCAUUGAUUCGUUUGUUAUGCUUGUAGAUGCUUUCGUAAAAGCCCAUGCCGGGGCCAUCAAGGUCGAGACUAGAAAGUCAAACCUUUUCAAGGUCAAACAGAGGGAUAACGAGAUGAUCAAGGAGUUCAUGUCGAGGUUCCAGAUGGAACGGAUAGACUUACCUCCGUCAAAGAUCAGAGUCGAGGACGACCAACUCGGGGCCUCUUCUGGAUCUAUUUACCCCAUCAGACCCAAAGAUAGGUCUAAGAGGGCCAUUGAUCAAGAGCCAAGACUGAUCCGAGACCAGUAUCAAUCAUACAAUGCAGACCGAAGGGGAAACGAAUCUGGGCGUCAUCCCGCAAGGAACGGGCAGAGAAGAGAUCGAGGUGGCCGAGGCCUGAUGAGCAAAAAUGGGUUCGAUAGGCCGCUAGGGAGCAGGGAAGCACCGAGAUUAUCGGAAUACAACUUCAACGUGGACGCUGCUAGCAUCGUGUCAGCCAUAGGACACAUUAAGGAGACCAAGUGGCACCGAACUCUGCAGUCCUAUCCGACACAGAGAGAUCCCAAUUUGAUGCGUAAGUAUCAUGGCACUCACGGCCACAUGACCGAAGAUUGCUGA
Nicotiana attenuata is the source of this 831-nucleotide messenger RNA. RefSeq lists its product as uncharacterized. The record is from RefSeq and is a predicted model, not a curated record. NCBI's taxonomy places the organism in Eukaryota, Viridiplantae, Streptophyta, Magnoliopsida, Solanales, Solanaceae. The coding region runs from base 1 to 831 and encodes 276 amino acids. The transcript has 2 exons.